Molecule: messenger RNA, 1239 nt
Organism: Cyclocybe aegerita
Lineage: Eukaryota; Fungi; Basidiomycota; Agaricomycetes; Agaricales; Hemipholiotaceae
Source: the annotation of a GenBank genome assembly
AUGCCCAUGUCGCGCGAUCGUCAAGAGGAGAAACGUCCUAGGAAACGCGCCAGAGUCGACAGUGAUGACGAGGAUCAACAGCAGCAGCAACGACAGAAAGCUAAUGGAACGCCUCUUCGCGCAGGGGUAAACGGCAGUGCUAGCAACCCUAAUACACCAAAGAAGGAGCCGAUCCGACAUUGGAGAGUGAAGGCAGAAUACUGGGACAACACGCCGACGAAAGAAGUUGCUGACUUGGAUGAUGUGUUCUACCUCUCAGAUCCCAGUGCGACCGUGUACAUUAGAUGCAAGGAUACGAUGUUCAAGAUUCACGAACGAAUGUUUACAUGUACCGAGUUUUUCCAGGAAUGCUUGGACUCACAUGGGCCUACAUCGAUCAGCAACCCCCAUAGGAUGGUUGCGGCCACUGUUGACGAACUGCGUGCAUUCUUCUGGGCACUCUAUGCUACAGACAGCCAACUCGCAGAGAAGAUCACUGAGUUCCCCCACCUGCAACGCGUCUUCCGCAUAUGUUCAAUGACACGCAAGUAUCCCGACCUCCCAAGGAUGAUUGAGUGGGCCGACGCACAGGUACGCUCUGUCGCAGCUGACAACGUGUUCAUGGACUCGUGCUCCUCUGCCGCGCUCGCCGAGUUCACGACCUUCGCCAUCCUGCACGAGUUUCCCGACGAGCUCGCUCUCAUCCAGAAGAAAUGGUGCGAGCGGCUUCAGAGCAAGAGCGCUCCGUCGGUGCCUGCCAUCCAGGUAGCGGACGAGUACCCCGAGGACCUGAAGGAGCUCAGAGGCAUUGCGUAUUACUUGCACAUACAGGAUAUGAUGGAUCGGCAGACCCAGUUCACCGAGAGUGGCGCGACGCACCUCUUUGCUGACCCAAAGCUUAACAACGGGCAGGUGAUGCGCCUCCUCGCAGGAUACUGGUCCCUGAGCGCUUUAUGGGAGCGUCUGAGGCUCAAGCCAGCUGAGCUUCCUCUUGGAGCGAGCUGCUGUGACGAAGCUCAUGCGAAGUGUAUUUCUAUCUGGGAAAGGCGCUGGACGUCUGCUGCUGGGUGGAAGAGGAUCCUGGGGAUCAACACGGCAGAUGCCCUGGCUCUGCUUUCUUGCUUGCAAGACCAACUUUCGAACGACGACGACCUCAAGGUCAUCAACCCCGACUGCCGCCGCGCUGGCCUAGAGGAAAUCAGGAAACUACGCGAGAAAACUAAGGAUGGUCUCGGUGACCAUUUCGCCGGCGUCGUCUAA